Bactrocera latifrons is the source of this 1738-nucleotide messenger RNA. RefSeq names its product extensin-2-like. The transcript is spliced from 2 exons. Lineage: Eukaryota; Metazoa; Arthropoda; Insecta; Diptera; Tephritidae. The coding region runs from base 60 to 1691 and encodes 543 amino acids. The record is from RefSeq and is a predicted model, not a curated record.
CAACGCAUGUGAAUCUAUUAGCAGCUCAGAUCCAAAGCAGAUUUCGAUUAUCUUACGGAAUGUUAAUUCAGCGCGUGUUGUUGGCGGUCACARCGCUUUGCUGGUCAUUCCACGCGGCGAACGGAGAUACAAAACCGGAAAAACUCACAAACUUUCGACCCAUCUCACAGGCAGAGUAUGAGGCCAUACUCAGCCUAACCGAUGGUGAGACGGUUGUAUCGGAGGGUCGUCUUAUAAACRGUGGCCUUGCGGCGUUAGCCGGUUUGACUACGGGCUGGGUUACGAGUUUGCGUUUCCCCAAUAUCUUCRGCUCAUUUAUGCCGGCGCAGAAAACACUCAACGACAGUUAUCCACUUUGUGUCAUUAGAACUGAAGAAAACCCAGAAAGCCAGCAUCAUCACGAGUAUCACGGUUACCAUGAGCGUCACAGCCGAAAAGGCCGCUCAGACGACAAUGAGAGUCAUGAAAGUUCGGAGCAAGACUACCAUCAUUAUGCUCAACAACAGUACCAUGAAGAUCACUCGCAUGAAGACCACAGCGGGGAAUAUAUUAGCAGCAUUGAAAUGCCGUGGAAUACGAACAAGUUGGCGCCAGUUGUAAAUUGUAUUGUUGUGCUGAGAGAAGAUGAGAAGCAUGGUAAUGAUUAUCAUGAUACUACAACCAAGCGGCCAAAACGUAAGCGCAGCAAACAUAGACCAUACCCKGUAUUACUACCAGUGGCCCCGCCAACUCAAUAUGUACCUCAACAUCAAGCGCCUCUACCAUCACCGGCUGUUGGGUAUCCAUACUCGGCAGCGCAGAGUCCAUACUCGCCUUACGGUAGUUAUAACAAUCCCUGGUAUUGGCAACCAMCUUACUACAAUCCGUAUUCCAGUGAGCCGAACGCUUUUACCGCCUAUCCAGAUAUUUACGCAACAAAUAAUCCAGUCCCUUAUAUUCGCAAUUACCCAGGUGCCUAUCCUGACYCUUUUGCCUCCUCUCCCGCAAGCGAUACUUCUAGUCCUUAUUACGACGCCCCUCCAGACGCCUAUUCAGAUCCUCCCCCAAGCACUUACCCAAGCGAUUCUUACAACCCUCAGCCAAGCAGCUAUACAAGCCAUUAUUCCAUUGAGGAGGGCGCCGUAAAUCGCAAGAGUCCUUCACAAAGCUCUGAACCCAGCUACAACUAUGGUCCACCACCUAACAGAGCCACUUUUGCGGCAGUAGACCAAGAACGCUAUAAAAAAUAUUACGAUGAGCGCAUUAGGGAGAGCCAAAAAGCUUCAACAAAGGCGAAAAAGUCAACAUCAGCUUCAACGAUACCGACAACUAGCAAAAAACAGAAACCGAAGCUCACCUCCAAAUCACGACCAUCAAAUGAUCACAUAGACUCCAGCYCCGUGCCAACCAAAGUUCCAAUUAGAGGAAGGCAUUCGAAAGUGAAACGCGAUGAGAGCGGUACACAAACUCGUUCGUAUGCGAAGAUCGCAAGUUACUCGGAAAGCGGUUAUCAGCCCACGCUGUACCCACAAUAUAACUAUCAGUCCAGCUAUCCGAAGGUCUCAUACACCCACGCUCUGCCCUACCUAGCUCCCGUUUAUGUGAGAAAUAGCAUUGAACAGUCGUCUGAAGCACCGAACACGAAGCAAUACCGAGUACAUGCGACUGACGCGGAGAGGGAGGGCUAUCUGUCGGAGAACAGGCAAGCAUAGUCUAGGAUUGAAAGUAUAUAAAUUAAUAUUCUAUUGCAUAUAAUUAA